AAACCAGUCUCACCGUGCCGGUGAGAGGGUACAACUUGUGAUUUUCGACUAUCAGGAGCACAUACGACACCUUUUGUGCCGUUUCAAUCCAUUUAUUAGCCACGUGAAUGGGAACAAACGUUUGGACCUCGUAACAUCGCCUGAAGCACAAUCGUUGCAAGUCUGCGGAACUAACUCAAGGAAAACAAAUUCAAUAGCUCAUCACGCAAUUGGCCCAAGUAUUUCCUUCUUCUCCCUUCCAAACUAUCGUGGAAGCGUAAUGGGGCAUCGUAUCGGCGACCCAUAUUGAUUGUAGACAGAACAAGGCCACGAGACGUUCACUUAUGUAACGGCAACGCAGCAAAAACAUAUAAAAGAAGGCAGGUCUUGUGAUUGGAAGCAAAGCUCUAGGUCGGGAUUGACUUACUGGAUGCAUUCAAUUUUUUUCAUUACCCUCCCUGUGGGCUGUACUUAACCAUCAUGAACGAUGGACAAGAAUAACGAAGAUCGAUAGCUAAUUUUGUUUCAGUUAAUCUUAAAUAGCGAAAAGAAGAAGAGGGAGACAAGUGGACGUUGUAAUUGAAGUGGGUGAAAAUGGCGAUCGAAGAUUUCGAUGACAUUCUGCCGCACGUGGGCAGUUUUGGACCUUUCCAGAAGAGGAUUCUAUUGCUGUCGCUGCCCGUCAACUAUUUCCUAGCGGUCGUCUACAUGGCUCAAAUCUACCAGACAUUGACACCAGAACAUUGGUGCGCCGUACCUGAACUGAACAACUUGGAGUUGUCGGAGCGACGCAAUUUGUCAAUACCUAUGGAGACGCGUGACGGUGAGCUGGUCUACAGCAGAUGUCGCAUGUUUGAUGUCAACUUUACUCAAAUGGACGUGACGGAGCAGCCAAACUCAUCGUGGCCCACCAAACCGUGCUCGACUGCUGACGGCUGGGAUUAUGACUUGAGUGGUGGCAUGUAUCACACUAUCGUCUCUGAGAGUAAUUGGGUUUGCGAUGACGACUGGCGGCCCAAUUUUGCACAAGCCAUGUUCUUCGUUGGAGCCAUCGUCGGCAGUCUACUCUUUGGUUUAUUGGCCGACUGGUAUGGCAGAUUACCCGUCUUAAUCAUGAGCAAUGUACUGGCCUGCGGCGCGGGCGUGGCUACCGGAUUUGCCAAAGGUUUCGUCGAUUACGUCGUCUGCCGUUUUCUCGUCGGCAUGGCGUAUGAUCUCCAUUACAUGAUGAUGUACAUUAUCUUGAUGGAGUACGUCGGCCCUGAGAAAAGAACGAUAGUGGGCAAUGUUCCCUUGGCUAUUUUCCUGACCCUCGGCGCUAGUAGCCUACCGUGGAUCGCUUACGCUUUGGCGGAUUGGCGUCUUUUUUCCAUCAUUUCCUCGGCUCCGAUUGCUAUUAUCGUUGUCGCUUGGUGGCUAGUUCCUGAAUCCGCACGAUGGCUCGUCCUCAAGGGAAAAUCCGACCAGACGCUCAAGACGCUGCAGCAGUGCGCUCGUAUCAACAAGAAAACAGUAGAUCCGCUCAUCUACGAGGAAUUUCAAGCGGCAACGUUGAGAACGUACCAGCUGGAAAAAGACAAUCCCAUCAAUUGGAUGGAUCUCUUCCGCUCGCCCAAAAUGCGCCAACGCUUUCUCAUCAUCACCUUGACUUGGAUGGUGAUAACUGUGGUAUACGAUGGAUACGUCCGCUCCUUGGCGAUUUUGCCGUACAGCGUCUUCAUCACAAACAGCAUAGCCGGAGCGCUUGAAUUACCCGCUGAUCUAGUGCCGGUCGUUACGCUCGAUCGACUAGGUAGGCGCUGGACUCUGAUGAUGGCCCUCAGUUUGGCUGGACUGGCUGGUGUCGCUACCGGAAUCGUUCCCCAGAGUUCAGCCAUGUUGAUGACUCUGCUGGCCAUGGCCAGUCGCUUCUUUAUCACUAUCGCCAUGAACACGGGCAUCCAGUACACGGUGGAGUUGAUUCCCACGCAAUUGCGCGGGCAAGGCACGGGCGUCGUUCACAUCACUGGUCAUGGCGCCACUUUCUUUGCUCCUUUCAUUCUCUAUCUGAGCACUUAUUACAACACAUUGCCGUACAUUGUCCUUGGUGCUUUAUCCAUUUUUGGCGGAAUUGUUUGCCUGCUCUUACCGGAAACUGCUAAUCAAAAUCUGCCUGAAUCAGUCGCCGAUGCUGAACAUUUUGGAAAGGGGCAAUCUUUCUUCAAUAUGCCGUGCUUAUCAAAGCGUCGUGAACGUCAACAAAGAUUGAACGAUGUCGACAACGUUAAAAAGACUUUGCCAGCGUUGGAUGUUGUGGGCGUCGAAACUAUCAACUCUACUCGUCGAUACGUCAAGGACCUGUCACAACCACCAUGUCAGCUUGGAAAAUCUAAACAAGAAACAGGUUCUCUUCCUCGUAGACAGCAGACUGACGGCUGGCAGAACGACUCGUUUGCUAGCAGCGAUCCAUCUUUGCAGAAGAAUCAGACCACUCGAUUUUGACCGUGAUUUGCUUUAUAACUGGAAUGGGCCAGAGUUUAUUUUAUUUUUUUUAUGUUGACAGUUCUGCCUUUUUUCAUUCUAGACAUUCAUUUGUACCUCCCGUUUCUCUGCGGGAUUCACGCGUUGAUCCCCUUUCCCGCAAGCUGGACAGGCGUAUAAACGAACGGUUUCAAAUGGGUUCGCACAAUGAGGUUGUCCAAGUAGAACGAAUGAUGAUAGCUCGAAAUUGCGCGUACGCGCCUUAACUGCUGGCACACAUAACAAGUCGUGUCUUCUAGGCUCUUUUUAUCUCCCUCUUUGUUGAAUACACAGCACAAGUCCAUAUAGUGUCGAAAGAUACAAAAUUGCACUCCCAGUUAUGCUCAAAAAAGAAACUAAAUUAAUGUGGGGAAUAUUCUAGCUGUUAUUACGUUUGCAUUGCGUGGAUAAACAACCAAACUUAUAGCCUGUAGACUAAAAAGGAUAUAAACAGUGAGUAUGAAACUUU
Molecule: messenger RNA, 2947 nt
Organism: Daphnia magna
Lineage: Eukaryota; Metazoa; Arthropoda; Branchiopoda; Diplostraca; Daphniidae
Product: organic cation transporter-like protein
Exons: 13
Coding region: 574-2460 (628 amino acids)
Biological process (GO): transmembrane transport
Cellular component (GO): membrane
Molecular function (GO): transmembrane transporter activity
Source: RefSeq, a predicted model, not a curated record